Cantharellus anzutake is the source of this 1157-nucleotide messenger RNA. RefSeq names its product putative methyltransferase DPH5. Lineage: Eukaryota; Fungi; Basidiomycota; Agaricomycetes; Cantharellales; Hydnaceae. The transcript has 4 exons. Gene Ontology annotation, molecular function: diphthine synthase activity. The record is from RefSeq and is a predicted model, not a curated record. Bases 122 to 871 code for a protein of 249 amino acids. Gene Ontology annotation, biological process: protein histidyl modification to diphthamide.
AUCGUGAGGGCCGCCGCACGCGUUUAUUUGGAAUCAUACACUAGUAUACUCAUGGUUGACAAGGAUCGACUGUUUCUAGGAAGCAUUCUAUGGCCGAGAAGUAAUCGUCGCAGAUCGCGAUAUGGUCGAAACUGGUUCCGACAAAGUACUAUCUGACGCUAGGGAAGGGGACGUUGCGCUUCUGGUAGUAGGGGACCCUUUUGGCGCAACUACUCACACCGACAUCCUUCUGCGAGCACGCGAUCUGGACAUUCCGACUCAUAUAGUUCACAAUACGAGCAUUAUGAGUGCAAUAGGUGCCAGCGGACUGCAGCUAUAUAACUUUGGGCAAACGGUUUCGAUGCCGUUCUGGACAGAAAAGUGGAAACCCGAUAGUUGGUUAGAGAAAAUACUCGAAAAUGCUCGGAUCGGACUGCAUACACUGGUUUUACUGGACAUUAAGGUAAAGGAGCAAAGCGAGGAGAAUUUAGCAAGGGGCCGUAAGAUAUUCGAACCGCCCCGUUAUAUGUCUCCUGUUGUUGCACUUGAACAAAUAUUGGAGGCCGUAUCAAACUCGCCAUUGGUCUCCCAGACAAAGGGAUUCGAGUCUCAACAAUCUUAUCACAAAGGACUCCCGAAAGUCCUCUCGCCAUCGCAUACUCUAGCUCUUACGCUUUCUAGAGUAGGCACCCCUCAUCAAGGCAUCAAAGCAGGGACGCUUUCCGAUCUGGAAAAACUUUGCGAGGAAGACUUCGGACCGCCUUUGCAUUCACUUGUCAUUGUUGGGAGUCGACUGCACCCGGUAGAGGUUCGGUAUGCAGGGAAGUGGGCCAUCGAAGGAGGUAGUUGGGAACGGGUAGCAAGAGAAGUAUACGGGGUGAUCGACGAGUGAAGGAAAAAAGAAAAGAAAGGAAGCCUGCGCUGAUUAGCUUAGGAGUACCAUGUUUACAAUAUUACAAUAUCAUUCGGACAACUCCGCUAUUAUGUAAGUUAAUCGGACCCGUGACAUCCUGACAUCACUGCCAGUGCUUCUAUCUAGAGGCUGUUUCGUGCUCAAACUCUGUUCUACUUGAUCGCACUUCGGCUUCACUUUACACCUGUUGGGAUUUUGCAAUAGAUGUCUACCGGCGCGACGGCACAGGAUUCCGCUUGGAAGGACAAGGAACGUGGUGACGAGA